CACAGUUCUAAGAAUUUAUCAUCACGCGAUAGUAGACAAUUAAAUCUUACUGCUUGGUUGUUGAUUCUGUGUAUUAUAACGUGUAAUGUACAAACGCGUGAAAAUGACCUAUGAGAUUAAAAAUAAUUCGAAGUUAUUAUGAAUAAAGUUAAAAUAAUGCGAUUAAGAAAUAAAAAUGGAAUUUCCUUAUAAUUUUCAUCCGAUAUAAACUUUUAGGUUAUGUACUCUUCAUUUAUCUAAUGAUAAUUAAGGAUACUGAAUGCUUAAUGUUAAAUAGAUAAUUAUUAUCAGUACCUUUUGAAUUGAUAAAAAUUAUUCGAGUAAACAAUGGGAGUAGGAUAACUCUUAAUAAUAUUACUUUACUAAUACAAUGAAAUAUUUUCAUGUAACAAAAAUAGUUUGAUUUUAUGUAAAUAAGUAAUAAUGUCAAUAAUAGAUUCACAUCGAUUAACUAAACCAGAAUUUUUAUCAGAACAUGAACUCUGUCAAAUAUUAAAAAAUAGAUGUAUUGAAAUAACAAAUUUUGAAACAUUAUCUAAAACUGAAUUGAUAGAGUUAUACAAACGAGUUGCCAUGCCAUUACCCCAAAGACAACCUGGAGAUAUAAAUUGUAAAGAAGCAAAUAGAAAUAAUUUAAAUCAGAAGCCUGUGUCAAAAACAGAUCAAGAUAUAACAGUACAUGUUUCUAAUAAACAUGACAAUACAAAUACAACUAACUUACGUGAAAAGAAAAGAAGAGUAUCUCAGGGAAAUUUAGUAGAAUCCAAGUCAUUCAUGCAUGAAACUAAAUCAGUAUUGAAAAAAGUUCGUCUAACUUCUAUAUCAAAAGUAGAAACUGAUUGUAAUGGAAUUAACAAACAUGAAAGUAAUGAAGAAAAUGAAGAUUCAACUUUACCACCUACAAAGAAAAGGCAAAAAAUUACAUGGCCCUAAUUUCUAAUCAAUAAGUGACAUACGAACUUUCUUGUUUUAAUUUAAAAAACUUGAAAUUCGUUUAUAUUAUUGUAUAUUUUAUUCUUAUUACAAAGAAUUCUGAACGGUGUUUGCGGUAUUUUGACAGCUAAUAUAUUUAUAAGAAUAUAUCUUAGUGUUUUUCAUUGAUACAGAAUGCUUUUUUCUUAUAGGUUUAUCAUGUAGAAAUAAAUCUUUCAAUUCAUUGAUUAAA
Vespa crabro (European hornet) is the source of this 1165-nucleotide messenger RNA. RefSeq lists its product as uncharacterized. Gene Ontology annotation, biological process: embryonic morphogenesis. Lineage: Eukaryota; Metazoa; Arthropoda; Insecta; Hymenoptera; Vespidae. The coding region runs from base 424 to 933 and encodes 169 amino acids. The record is from RefSeq and is a predicted model, not a curated record. The transcript is spliced from 4 exons. Gene Ontology annotation, cellular component: tRNA-splicing ligase complex.